AUUGGACAGAGCAGAGUCCUCUAUUCUUGGCCAUCAGUCUGUCUUUGGGCUCCAGCUACACAUAGAAUGUGCUAAGUCCCUGAGACCAGGACCCAGUGACUUUAGGGGCAAGGGAGUGUUCAGGAGGAAUCUACACUCAGUGCCCUGAGCCUGACCUCACCAUGAUCAAUGCAGAGGGGAUCUCCCUGUGGCUUCACAGACUGAAGAUAGGAAGCUUAAUUUCUUACUAGGAAGGUACAUCAUUCAUGUUGAGGAUUCUGGUGUGAAAAUCUCCAUUUAUACCCAGCAGUCAGGUGUGAGCAUCAAGGCCCCUUCUGGCACUCCCUGAAUUUUAUAUUUGUAAUUACCUUUUCUGGACACCCACCAGGCUGUAUCUCUAUGACAUGGAGCUUGUGCCUUAGGGUUCCUGUCCCUUCCAGGCUGCUCAAGCUGGGGAUUGGGAUUCUGCUAUCUGGGAUGCUGGAAGGCCAAAGCCAGUGAACACAUAGGUAUCUCUAGUACAUCAGAACUUGCAAAUAGCCCCAGGUGCUUCAGAAAAAAAGUCUCUGCUUCUCUAGAGUAGAUGGGGGAAGAAACCUGUUUGAUAUGUUGGAAGUAUAAGCAGUGGAAGAAGGAUCUGCAGCAAUUACAUAUGGAAGCUUAAUAGAAACCACUCAGGAGCUGAAGUGUUGUGCUUGGGAGAGAGAAGCCAGCAAGGGGGCAGAGAGCCUGCGGGUAAGGCCCCCUCCUCAGACUGAAAUAGGCACAUGUUCAAGAACUAAGCUUUCUGGGGCUUGGUGAAAAAUUGGGUGGCAGGCAGCUUGCUUCAUUCUUCAGAAAGAGAAUUCAGGAUUAGAUGAGAGCCUGUCUGAGGCUUAUCCACUGCCCUUUCCUUAUAUGCUGACCAUAUCCCCAAGCCAAAGUCCUAGAUAUCUAAGUCUCCUCCUCUCUGCAGUGGUAUUAAGUAUCUCCUGGCUAUGAAGUGGCUCAGAAAUCAUACUCCAUCCACACUUCCUAAGUACCUGGACCCUCACUGAUCCCCCUACGAUUGCUACCAGCAUUUUUAAAUACAGGAAUCAGGAUGCCAAGAGCUAACUGUGUGUUGAGCAUAUGCUCCAGAGGCCACUGCUAAGUUGGACAGGCUGCCCAUACCUACUGCCAUCUGGCCCUGAAUGGGGCGGUGGGGCGGUAAUGUUAAAGAAUUAGCUAACAUUUAAGAAACCAAAUAGUAUUUCAAAGACAUAUGGCCACUGGUGAUAAGCUGCUCCCUCUGUAGACCCCACUCCCUAGGGCAGCUGCUGGUUGCACAUGCCAGGCUGGCAGAGCAGAGCAGGGAGUGUACCUGGGAGUGGGGAGUUAAAGGGCUGCUUGUCCCAGUAGGCCCUCUUCUCCCCGCCCCUUCCCAUAGGCUCCGCCCAACUCCGUCUAGCCUAGGAGCCUACUGCCGGCACAAUCUCAAGCCCAGCUGCUUUUAACCCUAGCCGAGAUCCUACUCACCAGAUCACACAGCUGUGGAAGGAUAGGAGGAGCAGCCUGUGUGGCCCUGGGCCGGAUGUCACCCUCCGCUGAAACGUGCCGUGUGCCUGAUUGAGGAGCCCUCUGUAAUGACCUCCGGGGUUAGGGUUAGGGUCUGUGUCACCUGUCACUUCCCUAUCCCGUGCCAAAUAGGGAUGUGGGCAGGAAGCACGGGGUAGCUUGACUGCCCCACCAGCCUUUCUGGUUUCUCCCUCGUACCGUGGGCUCCUUGGUGCAUGGCUGUAGUGCUCAGCCUUCUCAGCGGCAGCACUGAGGGAGAGUACUGACCCAAGUUGGCUCCAUGCGCCUUCGUCCACAGCCAGGCCCCCUAGGCAUGGAGCCCUUCUUCCGGAAGCGGCUCACUUUCUUGUCCUUUUUCUGGGAUAAGAUCUGGCCAGCGAGUGAGUCGGAGGAAGACAUCCCCCGGAUCCAGGGACUUGACGACAACCCAGUGCUGGAGCAGCCCGCUGCCAUUGAGCCUUGCAGCUUUCCCGCCCCACGCGCGCGACUCUUCCGCGCGCUCUACGACUUCACUGCUCGGUGUGCAGAGGAACUGAGCGUCAGCCGCGGAGACAGACUCUACGCCCUCAAGGAGGAGGGCGACUACAUCUUUGCCCAAAGGCUCUCUGGGCCGCCCAGUACGGGACUGGUUCCAGUCACCUACCUUGCCAAGGCCACCCCUGAAACGCCCUCAGACCAACCUUGGUACUUCAGUGGGAUCAGCAGGACUCAGGCCCAGCAGUUGCUCUUGUCUCCCGCCAAUGCACCUGGGGCCUUCCUCAUCCGGCCCAGUGAAAGCAGCGUCGGGGGAUAUUCUCUGUCAGUUCGGGCCCAAACCAAAGUCUGCCACUACCGCAUCUGCAUGGCACCUGGUGGCAGCCUCUACCUGCAGGAGGGCCGGUUCUUCCCCAGCCUGGAUGCAUUGCUCGAUUACUACAAGACCAACUGGAAGCUGAUACAGAACCCUCUGUUGCAGCCCUGCAUACCCCAGAUGCCCCUGGCUCAGGACGAGUGGGAACGGCCACGCUCAGAAUUUGUCCUUCGGAGAAAGCUGGGUGAAGGCUUCUUCGGGGAGGUGUGGGAAGGCCUGUGGCUGGGCUCUAUGCCUGUGGCGGUGAAGGUUAUCAAAUCAGCUGACAUGAAACUGGCAGACCUCACCAAGGAGAUUGAGGCACUGAAGAGCUUGAGGCACGAGCGGCUGAUUCGGCUUCACGCCAUAUGCUCCCUGGGUGAACCUGUGUACAUCGUUACUGAACUCAUGGGCAAGGGCAACUUGCAGGUCUACCUGGGCAGCCCUGAGGGAAAGGCCCUGAGCCUGCCUCAUCUACUGGGGUUUGCCUGCCAAGUAGCUGAGGGCAUGAGCUACCUGGAGGAAAGGCGUGUUGUCCACCGGGACUUGGCUGCUAGGAACGUGCUGGUGGGUGAUGACCUCACCUGCAAAGUAGCUGAUUUCGGCCUGGCCAGGCUGCUCAAGGAUGAUGUCUACUCCCCAAGCAGUGGCUCCAAGAUCCCUGUCAAGUGGACGGCACCUGAGGCAGCUAAUUACCGUGUCUUCUCCCAAAAGUCAGAUGUCUGGUCCUUUGGCAUCCUGCUAUAUGAGGUCUUCACUUAUGGCCAGUGUCCCUAUGAAGGAAUGACCAACCACGAGACACUACAGCAGAUCAGCCGAGGGUACCGCUUGCCACGCCCAGCUGCCUGCCCAGCAGAGGUCUAUGUGCUUAUGGUGGAGUGCUGGAAGGGCAGCCCUGAGGAGCGUCCCACCUUUGCCGCACUGAGGGAGAAGAUGAAUGCCAUACACAGGCGGCUCCAUCUGAGCCUCACGUGACCAGGUCUCCAGCCCCACAGGCAGCAGUUAUGGCAACUGCUUCCGAAGGGUGUCUCCCAAGGAAACACCUGUCGCCAACCCACAUGGGAGAUGCCACACAACUGGGAAUGGCAACAGCCUCAGAGAACCCCACGCUGAGGGCCCUUCUCUGACAAGGGCUGGUACUUACAUGUGCACAACACCAGAUGGACACAUGCAGACUGGGUCUGGUCAUGAGCACUUACUUAGAUGGUGAAGGCUGUGUCCUCCUCCUGGCACAGUUUGAAUCCCUGGUGCCUCCAAAGUGUUGAUCAAGUACAGAAGAGGAGCUGUAAGGAAGUGUGCCAGCAGAGCCAGCAAUUUCCUCUCUGCCCUCACCUCACUCUGGGCUUGGCUUCCUCAGCUCCCUUCUAGGAUCAAGGAUAAGAAGCCCAAUUUCUCUCAAGUCUGACUGUGGAUUUGGUUAAGUAUCCAGUGCUAGGGCUCCCAAGCACACCUCACCAGUACAUGCUGUGUGCUCACAGGGGAUGGUAGCAUCCCCUGCCCACACCCAUUGCCCCCACAGGUACUGGUAAACUCUAGGCACACAGAGUCAGCUUCAAUAAACAUGCUCCAGUGGAUUCACAUA
Molecule: messenger RNA, 3926 nt
Organism: Peromyscus leucopus (white-footed mouse)
Lineage: Eukaryota; Metazoa; Chordata; Mammalia; Rodentia; Cricetidae
Gene: Srms
Product: src-related kinase lacking C-terminal regulatory tyrosine and N-terminal myristylation sites
Exons: 8
Coding region: 1796-3319 (507 amino acids)
Biological process (GO): protein phosphorylation; cell differentiation; innate immune response
Cellular component (GO): extrinsic component of cytoplasmic side of plasma membrane
Molecular function (GO): signaling receptor binding; ATP binding; non-membrane spanning protein tyrosine kinase activity
Source: RefSeq, a predicted model, not a curated record